This is a messenger RNA of Pyricularia grisea, 4148 nucleotides long. RefSeq lists its product as uncharacterized. Bases 520 to 3633 code for a protein of 1037 amino acids. Gene Ontology annotation, biological process: protein deubiquitination. The record is from RefSeq and is a predicted model, not a curated record. The transcript has 2 exons. Gene Ontology annotation, molecular function: cysteine-type deubiquitinase activity. Lineage: Eukaryota; Fungi; Ascomycota; Sordariomycetes; Magnaporthales; Pyriculariaceae.
GUUUGUUGAUCCGAUCACACCCCGCCAACGCGACUGGCCCGCCAUUAGUCUAUCGACUACCCUUUAUUACUCGAGGGUGUGUAACUGACCGGCUUUGCGCCGUCAACUACAACACUGGUGCGGUGCGAGCGCAUGAACUGGUCCACGAAAGCCUCUCCAAGCCCGAUUCGCCCCAUCUUACCUUUGAAGCCAAAGUCGAACAAAGAAUGCCCCCUCAUUCCAGUUAGUCUGGGCGUGGAACCGAGAAGCAGUAUACCUAACAUACGGAAAACAUAAUACGAACCCGACCUGUUGUUUCUGCCCGUCACACAGUCGGGACGCUGCAUCUGGCGUCCUCGGCGCUGUCGUUCUUUGACUGCCUCCCAUGCUUGCCAUAGGACCUCUUUUAAGCUCAUUGUCGCUUCUAUCAGGGAAGGGAGCAGGUUUCGUUUCAAUCCAGCUCUUACUUCAUUAUCGUCAUGAAUCUAGCACAUACGGAUAGAUAACCGACCAGCAACUACACACGCACAAUCCACCAGGAUGGUGCCGCCACCCUCCGCCUCCGUAUCCUCAUCUUCCUACACUUUCACCACCCCAACGGUGGGUGGCAGCAUGAACGCCGAUGCACCCCCAAAUGGCCGCCCCGGCAAGCCACCGCUACCGCAUAUCGAUGAUCUCCUCAAUCCGCCUGUGAAUAUCGAUGCUUUCGCCCCCAUCGAGACCGUCAUAGCACAGGGUGAAAAUCACCUCAGAAGUGCCGAGUCUCUCAAGGGCUUUGGUCGUCCCCAUAUGGCCCUGAAGGAAUACGUCUCAGCUACUGUAGUAGCUGUUGAGGCUGUUCCGAGGAACAAGGGGUUUGGAUCUCUCUCGGAUAGGAAGCAGUUGGCUGCACGUCACACAGCUCUGAUGCGCAAGAUCCAGGCCUUACACCCCGAGUUCGAGAAGGUCAAAGCAGCUGUCAAGCUGGACAACCAAAAAAGCGGCGUUCGGCCUCAACGUACCAACCUGUCAUCAACGCGGGUCAAUGGUCAUCCUCAGCCAGGACUGCAUUCGAAUGGGGGUGCGGUGAAGCCUGUGGCAUCAGAGUCACCUUUGUCAGGCAAUGGAGCCGUGCCCAGUCCCGGACACAGCCAGGAUGUCCCCCAACAUGCAGCAAACGGGGUUGUCACCAGAAGACCACCGCCACAUCCAAAGCCCCAAGCCUUGCAUGGAAACUCUGUACAGUCUGGGCCAAACGGCGCCGGCCCUUCGAGUCCUCCAGUCCAAGAUCUUGCCGAACGUUUUGCCAAUUUGCGAGGUGGUAAAAUUGCAGCUGGCACCUCAUCACAACGACCGUUAGGAUCAACAGGUUCACGGCCCACGCCAGGCCAAGUCGCAGGAAUAUCAAUACAGAGUGACAUUCCCACCGACUUCCCCAAGUUACCCGAGGCCAUUUACAGUCCAGCAAGGGGAACCGUUUCCAAUGAGUCCGCGAACCUGCCCUCGAGUAAUUCGCGGGGAAUGUUCAGCAGGGCAGCUUCUUCCACGUCAAUGACUUCGCUGGGCAAGCAACCUUUGGGCAGAGAGGAUUAUUCGGCCCCUGCAAAUAACCAACAAGCAAAGCCACCCUCAGCCCGUCCUCAGCCCCGAAUUCCCGAGGGAGAUACCGUAACGCCAGAACAGUUGGCCGAGUUUAUGCGUUGCUCGUCCGUUAACUUCAAGGUUCUGAUAAUUGAUGUACGAACCAGAGAGGAAUUCAACGAGGGCCACAUAAUGUCAACGUCCAUCAUUUGUGUAGAGCCAGACGUGUUACAACGGGAACACAUCUCUGCAGAUGAUAUCGCGCAGAGUCUGAUUCUCGCACCUCCGCGCGAGGAAGAAAUCUUCAGUCGACGGAGUGAAUACGAUCUAGUCGUCUUUUACAAUCAAGAUUCGCAGGAGAUUAACUGGCGGGGCGGUACACCAGCAGAGAAUGCUUUGUUCGGCUUGUACAAUGCCCUCAGGCACUUUGAUUACGACCUGACAGGAGACAGCAAGCCGGCGAAGCUGCUCAAGGGGGGUCUUGAUGCCUGGGUUGAACUUGUCGGCGUACACGGUCUAGAAAGUUCCGAAACCUCUGGUGCGAUGCCCAAGAUCCAACACACCAAGUCACGGUUUCCUAUGUCGCUUGGUCAGGGCAGACCAAAAGCAAAGCCCAUUCAGAAUGCCGAAGAUGCCAGGCGUUGGAACGAAAAGCUCACUACUGAGGGGCAGAGUAUCGUUCGUACACAAGAGGAAUUCUUGAGGAGAUUUCCUGCAGUAAGUGAUGUGCGGGAGUCAAUGACUGCCCCUGUCACACAAGCUACAAGAGGAUUCCCUGCCUCGGCAGCAGAUAUCAAUAACACGAUGCUUUCGCCGCCAGCUCGGCCGGCCCGGACCUUGACCAGACAGAGCUACACCGGCCUAAGGGAAACCGGUGAGGAGGAACCAUAUGCACCAAUUGCUACGGAAUCCAAGGCUCUUGUGCGAAGAGAGAGACGCCCAGUCGGCCUCACGAAUCCCGGCGUCUGGUGCUACUCCAACGCCUCAAUCCAGGCCCUUUUCCACUCGAGCGGGUUCGUCGACGAGUUAGUUGGCGAGGACUGGCAAAGUCGAUGGCGGGUGCCGAUGCGCGAUGGAGAGAAACUGGAGAACCACCAAUUCCUGUCCAAAAUCUUGUCCAAUCUGUUCCACUGGAUGUUGAACGGCCAAUUUGAAUCGAUGGAAUGUAGGACUUUGAUGGAAUAUUGCAACUUCAUUGACCGCAAUACCGUGCUCUAUGAGCGUGGGGAGAACCAGCCAAAGGGUGCGCAUGAAGCAUUUGGCAGCAGACACAAGCAGCAGGACGCCGAGGAGUUCAUUAGCUUCUUGAUGGAUCACCUCCACGACGAGACAAAUCGUCUGCGGAACAAGAAUUUCAAUCCAUCCAGCUUGGUGUUUAGUAAUGAUAGCCAUAAGAAUGCCUUUGCCUUCUGGAAUGGGUGGUGCUCGGCCAACGACUCGGUUAUCGACCGUUACUGGCGUGGUCUGUCUCAAAACGUGGUACGCUGCAAAGAAUGUUCACACACCAAUUAUAGCCAUGAGGCCUUCAACAAGAUCCAAGUUCCAGUCCCGGAAUCAAGGGGGCCAUGCAGGUUGGUAGACUUAUUGCCAGGCGGAUUCUCUUACAACGAGUCCCUUGAUGAUUACAAGUGCGACGGAUGCAAGAAGAAGAACACGACCUCGUCAACGGUACGACUGGCCCGGCUGCCCAAGCUUCUCUGCAUCUCUCUUAGCAGAUUCAGUGUCGACAGAGGAGAUACCAGAAAAAACAACACCAAGGUCGUCUUUCCCCUUGACGAUUUGAAUCUUGCGGCUGUAUCAGAUCCAACGCCGAAUAAGGACGGAAUAGGCGAAGAAUGGACUGGACCUUUCCGUUACUAUUGCUAUGCGGCCGUUCUUCAUGGUGGAAGUUUGAGAUCUGGUCAUUAUACAGCAUUUGUGAGGGACCAGAACCCAUCCAGGAACGGCGGCGUUUGGUACCACUGCAACGAUUCGGUUAUCUCUACCAAGACGAUCAAGAACGAGGAGGAUGCUGAUUCGGCAGGCAUGUAUGCUGCCGACUCGGAAUCUUCGGCUUAUAUUCUAUUCUACAGUCGUCACCCCGCGGCGAAAUGAAAAACGACAGCUUAACCCCAUCACUGUGAGCUCAAUGCCCAUGGGGAAGCAUGGUUUGCAGUGACCUGGGGUUAUUUGCAGGGUGCAGCGGAGGCUAAUUCUCAAUUCUUGAGUUUUGUCUCUUUUUCAACUUUUAUUUUAUUUUUAUUAUUUUUAUUUUAUCAUUGCCUUCUACUUUUUGUUUGUCUGCUACCUUUUGUGGACUUAGCUAUAAAGACCUGGGGUUGAGUUUUGGCGGCGUUUUGUUUUAUGUGCUUAUUUUGGAUCGUGGGCAUAUUAGCAAGGUGCAACGGAGAUUUGUGGUUCACGCAUUCAUUCCGCUUCUUACUUGCGUUUCGUCGACAAAGCGAGCUUCUAUGAGAAAUGAUCUUGGAGAUGAUGAUGCUCUGUGGGUGCCAUGUGACAAGUGUGAGAAAAAAAACAAGACAUUCUCAAUACUGAUUAAUUAUAUUGUGACUCUUGCCCUUUUCACGUAUACAUCACAUACACAGUAGGGCACCUAUAAUUGAAUAACC